Messenger RNA from Esox lucius (northern pike), 2689 nucleotides. It is a transcript of the gene flcn, whose product is annotated as folliculin. Gene Ontology annotation, cellular component: cytosol. The transcript is spliced from 12 exons. Gene Ontology annotation, molecular function: GTPase activator activity. Gene Ontology annotation, biological process: positive regulation of TORC1 signaling; negative regulation of transcription by RNA polymerase II; positive regulation of transforming growth factor beta receptor signaling pathway. The record is from RefSeq and is a predicted model, not a curated record. Lineage: Eukaryota; Metazoa; Chordata; Actinopteri; Esociformes; Esocidae. Bases 311 to 1984 code for a protein of 557 amino acids.
UGGAUCCAAAGCGCGUGACUCGCGUAAUCAUAUGACCAAUACCAACAGCCCAGGGUGAUAUGGAGACAGAAUUUUAAGGUAUAAACGUAAACAAAGGCUAAAACAGCAACAGUAAUCGUUUUGUGAUUUUGCAAGACAUGUGACUAUUGGGCAUUUUGCGACGUAUUUUCCAUACUUCAAAGAAAUGUGACAUUUUCCGGAGAUUUGUCCGGUUCAGUGCUAAUGUAGGGGAUAUGGUGUCAACAAUGUCCUUUUGUGAUUCCCUGUAAUCGCCUUUCAUUUGUUGAGUUGAUUGUUUACCUUGAUCAAGAUGAAUGCUUUGGUAGCUCUUUGUCAUUUCUGUGAGCUCCAUGGCCCCCGUACCCUGUUCUGCACUGAGGCUCUCCAUCCACCGUCCCCUACUCCCUCCCAGGCUGGCGUCCCAAUACACGGGGACAGGGAGUCAGACAGAGAGGGGGAGGGACUUACCAUGAGGGCUAACAGCUCUGCUACACAGAGGGGAGACAUGUGCGAGGGCUGUCGGUCUCUCCCAGCUUCUCACCCAGGCUUUGUCAGUGUGGACAGUGAGACAGGCAUCCGAUUUCUUAGCCAUCAACACCCCAGAGAACCCCAGCUUUUUAGUGUGGUACGCCAGGCAUGCGUUCGCAGCCUAAGUUGUGAGGUGUGUCCAGGCCGUGAGGGUCCCAUCUUCUUUGGAGAUGAGCAGCAUGGUUUUGUGUUCUCUCACACAUUUUUCAUCAAGGACAGCCUGGCUAGAGGCUUUCAACGCUGGUACAGUAUUGUCAUGGUAGCCAUGGACAGGAUCUACCUAAUAAACUCCUGGCCCUUCCUGCUGCGCCACCUCAGACUCACCAUACAGAGUCUACAGAGCACAGCACUGAAGGUGUUUGACAGUGAGCAGUGUGUGUGUCCUCAGCGGGCGGUUAGGAUGAACAGUGCUUUCUCUCCUGCUGUCUUCCCCCACCAGAGGAGUGGGAAUGCGGCCCGCUCCCUACCCUCACUAACCCAGCACACGAACCUCUGGGCCAGCCUACACUCGUCCUUCAGCUGGUUACUGAAGGCCUGUGGUAGUCGUCUGACAGAGAAGCUGCUGGAAGGAGCUCCCACCGAGGACACCCUGGUGCUCAUAGAGAGACAAACAGAGCAAGAGGAGGAAAUAAGUUGUUGGGAAGGAGCAGAAGGAGGCGUUUCCUCACCCCAGUCCCAUCAGACGGAGAGCGAUCUUUACAGCGGCUUCCUGUUUGCUGAGGAGAAAGCGGGUGGCCAUCCUGGUCCUAAGUUCAGAUCCCUUAGACAUUUAAGACAGGUGCUCGGGACCACUGAUUUCCGCCAGCUUGCGUGGCACGUGCUAAUGGGAAAUCAAGUAAUUUUAAGAGGGGCGGACCCAGGACUUAUCCAGUCAGCAUUCAGGAUGCUGAAGGCCUUGCUUCCAGUGGGCUGUGUCCGUUCUGUGCCGUACAGCACCCAGUAUGAGGAAGCAUAUCGAUGUAACUUCCUGGGCCUCAGACCUGAUGUGCCGAUCCCCACACACGUCAGUUCCUCAGAGUUCUCAGUGUUGGUGGAUGUGGUCAAUGUAGAGAGGGGCUCUCUGUACUCUGCUGCUUGUGAUGAAGACAUUCUCUCAUUCUACCAGUUCAACAUCAGCAGUGCUAACUCACAGCCCACUGACAAAGGUCCCACGUUAUUGAAUAAGAUUGAGGUGGCGUUGUCCAACGAGAACUUGUCGGUGGAUGUGGUCUCUCACUGUCUGCUGUGUCUGAAGGAGGAGUGGAUGAAUAAAGUGAAAGUGCUGUUUAAGUUCUCCAAGGUGGAUGGGCGUGGUAGGGAGGACACCCAGAAAGUGUUGGCCCUGCUUGGGGCCACCGGACCUGGGGAAGAGGACAAUGUCAGGCUGCUUAAGUUCUGGAUGACAGGACUCAGCAAGACAUACAAGAGCCAUCUGAUGAUGGCUGUCAGAGGAGGAGAGCGCUCCCUGAGCCAAUGAGAGCGUGGGGGGAGGAGAGGAUGAGGUAGAUAUACUGGGAGAAAUAACUUGAUUCAAAUGUGCUGCAUUUGGACAGUUAGGAAAGGAAAGAAAAUCAGUCUGAAUGAGUGAGGACAGAGACUGACUGAGGGAUGUUUGAGUUGAGGUAAUGAUUUGACGUAUCCCAUCUUUGCAAUAGGGAACAAAAAGCCAUCCAUGGAUUGGUUUUACAUUGAUAAUGUAUUUACAUCGGAAUAACUUAUUAGGUUUUAAUAAUGUAUCUGGGAUUUUAUUUGUCAAAAGGAAAAUCCAUCGUAACUGUGUCUUAACUUUUUGUGAAAGUGUCAACAUUUUGAAAACACCAUUUUACAAAGAGAUUCCACUAAAACAACUGCUUGAGCCUAAACCGCAAUAUUGGGAUGGCAUCCAACUUAUUUGGUUUAAACUAUAUGACACAGCCACAAAGUGAAUUGGCUAUGUUGUAAAAGUGUUUGAAAACGUUGGCUUAUAGUGACUAGCAGUUUUUUCAUGCACUUGCACUGUGUUGUGGAGAAUUAAUAAAUCAAAGAAGGGAGAGAAAGGUGGAGGUGAAAACUGAUUAACUUUGCCAGUAUACACUGCAUGCUUUUUCUACAAUGAGUGGCUGUCUGCCAAAAAGCCUCAAGUGGUGUAAGACAAUGCUGCUGGGUCUUUGGGGGUCACAGAACAUAAAACCCCUCGGCUAUA